Messenger RNA from Cinclus cinclus, 1746 nucleotides. RefSeq names its product acyl-coenzyme A synthetase ACSM4, mitochondrial-like. The record is from RefSeq and is a predicted model, not a curated record. NCBI's taxonomy places the organism in Eukaryota, Metazoa, Chordata, Aves, Passeriformes, Cinclidae. Gene Ontology annotation, molecular function: fatty acid ligase activity; fatty-acyl-CoA synthase activity. The transcript is spliced from 13 exons. Gene Ontology annotation, biological process: acyl-CoA metabolic process; fatty acid biosynthetic process. Bases 1 to 1746 code for a protein of 581 amino acids. Gene Ontology annotation, cellular component: mitochondrial matrix.
AUGAGAACGUUUAUUAAAUCCUGGAUUCCUCAGUGUUUCUGGAUUCUCAGGUCACCAUCCAGAUCAUUCCAUGGAAACAACAGGCUUCUUACGUCUCAGAUUGUUUCCUACUAUGAAUCUAUAAACCAGUGUAAAAAGGAACUGCCAGAACAUUUCAACUUUGCAAGUGAUGUCUUAGAUGAGUGGGCACGACUGGAAAAGGAUGGAAGAAGAACACCAGCAAAUCCAGCCUUUUGGUGGAUCAAUGAUGAGGGAGAGGAGGUGAAGUGGAGCUUUGAGGAGCUGGGCUCUCUGUCCAGGAAGGCAGCCAAUGUACUUUCUGGGGCCUGUGGUUUGCAGAGAGGAGACAGAGUCAUAGCAGUUCUGCCUCGUGUUCCUGAGUGGUGGCUCCUGAAUGUGGCCUGCAUGCGAGCAGGAAUUGUCCUUAUUCCAGGAACAUCCCAACUAACAGCCAAAGACAUCUCAUACCGACUCCAGGCUUCAAAGGCCAAGUGUUUCAUUACCAGUGACACACUGGCACCUGCAGUGGAAUCUGUCCUGCCUGGCAGCCAGUUCCUGAAAAGUAAACUCAUUGUGGGCCAAGGGAGCAGGGAUGGGUGGCUGAACCUCAAAGAACUCCUUGCGGUUGCAUCUGCUGACCAUCAGUGUGUCAAGACGAGGAGUCGAGACCCAAUGAUAGUGUAUUUUACCAGUGGAACUACAGGCUUCCCAAAAAUGGUGGUGCAUUCCCACAGCAGUUAUGGUAUUGGAUUUGCAGUCUCUGGCAGGUAUUGGAUGAACUUGACUCCUUCAGAUAUAAUGUGGAAUACCUCUGAUACUGGCUGGGCAAAAUCAGCCUGGGGAAGUGUUUUUACACCAUGGAUCUGUGGAUCCUGUGUCUUUGUGCACAAUAUGCCACAGUUUCAACCAGAAGUUAUUGCAGAGACUCUCUCAAGAUAUCCCAUCACCACUUUCUGCACAGCUCCCACCGCCUUCCGCAUGCUGGUCCAACAUGAUGUGAGCAGCUACAAGUUCCCGAGUCUGAAACACUGUGUAACUGGAGGGGAAGCACUCAAUCCUGAAGUGUUUGAAAAGUGGAAAAUCCAGACAGGGCUGAUUAUCCACGAAGCUUAUGGCCAGACUGAAACAGUGACAAUCUGUGCCAAUAUGAAAGGAAUGAAAAUUAAACCCGGCUCUUUGGGAAAAGCUGUUCCCCCUUAUGAUGUGCAGGUCGUGGAUGAGCACGGGGCUGUUGUGCCUGCAGGAGAAGAGGGCACCAUUGCUGUCCGAGUGCAGCCCACGCGACCCUUCUGUCUGUUCUCUGAGUACUUGGAUAAUCCGGAGAAAACUGCCGCCUCUGUGCGUGGAGAUUUUUAUCUCACUGGGGACAGAGGCAUUAUGGAUGAAGAGGGAUAUGUCUGGUUUGUGGGAAGAGCUGAUGAUAUCAUUAAUUCUGCUGGGUACCGCAUUGGCCCAUUUGAAGUGGAGAGUGCAUUGAUACAGCACCCAGCAGUCUCAGACGUGGCUGUUGUCAGCAGUCCUGACCCAGUGCGAGGGGAGGUGGUCAAAGCCUUCAUUGUUUUAGCUCCUGCUUUUCUAUCACACGAUCCAGAAAAAUUAACUCUCGAACUUCAACAACAUGUCAAGAAGGUGACUGCACCUUACAAGUAUCCAAGGAAGGUAGAGUUUGUUCAGGAUCUGCCAAAGACAACUACUGGGAAAAUCCAGAGAAAAGUUCUAAGGAGCAAAGAGUGGGCAAACGUAUAA